This is a messenger RNA of Aegilops tauschii subsp. strangulata, 725 nucleotides long. The record is from RefSeq and is a predicted model, not a curated record. Lineage: Eukaryota; Viridiplantae; Streptophyta; Magnoliopsida; Poales; Poaceae.
UGCAUACAUCAUAUAUGGAUUAUCCACUUAACAUUGCACAUGCCGACCCCAUCGUAGAUGGUAUGCCUGACGCCCGCACGCCUCAGGCCGGAGACGACCCCGACGGGAUCGUGGAUCCUCAAGCAGCUGUUGCUGCUGCUGCUGCUAGUGGUGUCGGCGGUGAUGCGUCCCCUGCACAUGGAGAAGAGGAUCCGGUGGCUGCUCAGCAGGCUGCCAACGACGCGGAAUUUCUGGACAAGAUGCGCGGGUGGCUGAUGACGGUGGCCACGCUCUUCGUCGGCAUGGCGUUCCAGGCAGCGAUGCACCCGCCUGUCUGGAUGCCCAAGGACUACUAUCGGCGGAUAACCACACAUGGUGAACCCGCUUCCGAUUUCGAGACCAAGGACGACGAUGCCAAGCCGGCCGUCAAGGUCAGGGGUGGAGGUCUUACGGUACGCGUUUUCAUAGCGUUAAACACUGGUACUUUCGCGACAGGACUGGUUCUGUUGGUAACACUGCUAGUGAUGAAGAAGGCCCCAUCCAGAAGUGACAUGAAGCGCAUAACAUGCAUGGUGGUGGGUCUUGCCAUAACCGUGGCAUGUACGUUUGCCUCUGGUGUCUCCGGCGAUCCAUUUGCUGCUUUACUGGUUCUUGCUUUUCUUGUGAUAUACGCGGCUUGGACAGUCGUCAGUGUCAAGGGUUGGCUCGGUCGAACAAUCUAUAGAAACUGGUCCAGGCUGCGGUGA